Messenger RNA from Cylindrotheca closterium, 792 nucleotides. The record is from the annotation of a GenBank genome assembly. Lineage: Eukaryota; Bacillariophyta; Bacillariophyceae; Bacillariales; Bacillariaceae.
AUGACACAAACGACAUUUUGUGGCGAAGAAAUAUCAUCACGGAGAGGCUUCUUGGCUUCUGUUUGGUUUUUGGCCAAUGUUGUGACGGCGAUAUCCUUUGUAAUAGCCUUUUCCUACGUCAUGUCAUCCUACCGAAACAACAAGGAUGCCUACUCGGAUUAUCAAGAUUACAAUCAAGACGGGAAUCGAGAAGGGGAAGAGGAGGAAUUCAAUCCUACCAUUGUGGUAACCUCUCGAGCAUUAGCGUUUUGUGCUACUUGGACGGCGGUAUUUUCUGCCUUGUUGUCGCUCUUUGGGACUGUAUUGUUGGGUUGGCAAUCUCCAAUGUCGGGACAAUACUAUACAUGCUGUUCGAGCAGCGUACAUAGAACGACACCUUUGGGACUGGGAUCGUUCAUUGGGGCACUAUUAAUGUUGUCCAAUAUGACGCUGACGUGUUCAGUUCUAUUUGGAGAAUUUGAAAUUCGAGAAUCAAGAGACGAGGAAGAACGAAAUCGUAAUUAUAAUUACAACUAUGAAGAAAAGGAAUGGGAGCAAAGGGCGACGAUGGCUUUUUCUUAUUUAUGCAUGGUCCUCACAGUUAUAUACUUUGGGUUUGCCGCAUUGACGUUCUCUUUUGCCAGUGGUGUUAUGGAAGAAACUGACGAGGAUGAAAGAGAGGAAGUCAUGCUGUCCGCUCGAAAUAAUACUGCGAAUCAUCAUUUUGCAGGAUACAAUGGCUACAUAGGCGAGCGAUUAGAUUUUGGGAGACCAAGAAGCGACUUUACACCGCCAGGACGAACGCUGGCAUAG